Molecule: messenger RNA, 1412 nt
Organism: Gilbertella persicaria
Lineage: Eukaryota; Fungi; Mucoromycota; Mucoromycetes; Mucorales; Choanephoraceae
Exons: 1
Coding region: 320-1393 (357 amino acids)
Source: RefSeq, a predicted model, not a curated record
UGCUGCUGCUACUACUACUACUGGUGUUGCUGCUGCUGCUGCUGUUGCUACAAUCACUCAUGAAGACCAUACUGCUCAAAUUAAAAAGGCUGUUGCUGAAGCUACUGCUCAUCAUGAACAAGAGCUCGAACAAUUGCGCCAACAAAUCAUUACUCUAACUGAACUCCUUCAUACCAAAGAACAAUCAGGUCAUCAAGAGGCCGAGCUUCGUGAACAUAUCGAGACGUUGACUGAACAACUCCAUGUUAAAGAAAAAGCAAGCGAAGACCAUGAUACUGCUCUUGAAGCAUUGAGGGAACAAAUAAUCGCAUUAACAACAAUGCUCCACAAAAAGGACAAAGCCGUCCAAGAUUUGGAAAACCAACUCAAGACACAAAAGAGAACCAUGGAUGCUCAAGUAAUGGAAUUGACACAGACUGUUCUCGAAAAAGACAGCCUUUUAAUGGAAUACAUGAAUAACUCAAGUCAACAAGAAAAGAGAAUCUCUGCUUCUGACAAUUUCUUUCAUACAACGCAACAGCAGCAGCAGGAUGUUCAUGAGGCUCGUCUUCAAAUGGCUCAAGUGCGUCAAUACAUGUACUCUUCUUCUGAUGAUGAUGACGAGGAUGACGAAGUUGAAGUUCUUCACAUGAGCUAUUCUAGCGACGAAGAUGAUGACCAUAUUAUUCACCGCCAUUCAUUUCACAGCCAACAUAUGGUAACUACAGACAACACCACUAGCCAUCGUGCUCCUCAUAGCCCUGCUGAUACCAUCUCUUCUCAUGUGAGCUACUCUUCUGAAGAUGAAGAACAACAAGAAAAAAGAGCUGAAAUCAAGCACUUUUCAUACUCUUCUGUUCAAUCACCAUCAAGACCUAUUUCUCUUGUGAGCGGAGAACAAUUAUCUGCUGAAGAAGGAAAUCGUCGUAUCUCUCAACGUCUUAGUGGCGACGGUAGUAUUCCUGCUCGUUUCAGUCUUGUCAAGGAAACCAACAGUGCUAGUUGGCCUAUGCCUCCCCCUACGCCUCCACCUUCUGAACCUUUGCCUCCUGUGCCUGUCAUGGAAAAGUCCAUGGAAGAAAACUCUGCUGUUUCCAACAGUACCAUUCCUCCUCCUCGUCGUGCUAGAUCCAAGACCAUGGCUCGCUCUGAAGCUCCUCAAGUGUCUGCCUAUACCACCUCUAUUCAUCAAACCAAUGAUUUACCUCGCAUUAUGCCUGAAGCUCAACCUGAAAAGCAAGAAGAAGAGAGUGCUCCUAUUCCUCCUCCUCGCAAAGAUCACCUCCCUAGCCUUCUUCAAGAACAACAAGAAGAGCCUCAUACCAAAUGGAUGGAUGAUCCUGAAAGUGAAGAAGAUGAUUUAUGGUGUGAUCCUAAACCUCAUCAAGAAUGGGGAACUGCCACUGCCAUGUAAAACUAUAUUUAACUAGAAU